GCCAGACACUGUUAUCAAUCAUUGAAUGUCACGUACAAGGCAGACGAUACAUUUAACCUGACGCAUUAUCCCAGCAUGCUUCGCGCAACACUGGGCAGCUACCGAAGAUGUCAAUAGAAGCUUUGUCAACGACAAUUAGAAACUUUGUUCAUGGAGUCUAUCGUCUGAACGGAGCGCGCUCCUUUCCCUUGAGACGUCAGAUCCUCUACCAUGAAGCUCCCCUUGCAGACUCCCUAACCGACACAGUUGUCAACCAGUAGCAGUUCGGUCACCUGGCUAUCUCACUGAAGCGAGGACUGCCGCUCGAAUUCUUCAAAUGUUACUUCAGAGCGGGUUAUCUCGUAGAUCUGACACCCUACCUGUGGACACCGUGGAAGAGACUCAUUUCACCCGUGCAUCGCGUGUAGUAGCGUCGUACUGAUCUCUUUCCCUGGAUAAACGCGGAUUACACUAAACUAACAGCAUGGGUCUGGUUGUGUCCACUGUGCAGUACAUCUUCGGUGUAGGUCGAGACAUGGACACGCCGGAUGAAGCCACGGGACUGACGGAACGCCAGAAGGACGCCAUCAGAGCCAGCUGGGCUCUGGUCAGUAUCAACCUCAAGGGCAAUGGAGUUAGCUUCCUUAUCAAGUUUUUCCAGGAUUACCCCGAAGACAAAGCCUUCUUUGAAGCAUUCAAGGACAAGAAACCGGAAGAACUUGGUGAUAACCCAAAAAUGCGUGCGCACGCUUCGACGGUGAUGCAUGCGCUGACCUCGGUUGUGGAUAACUUGGAUGAUCCCGAAUGCCUCAUUGACAUCCUCAAGAAAAACGCCCAGAGUCAUUUUGGACGAAACAUCAGGAUCCAACAGUACAAGGAUCUGUUCGAGACCUUCAUCCGAUUCCUGCAGGAAGGUCUGGGGGACAAGUGCACAGACCUGACCAAAGAGUCGUGGGAGAAAGCUCUCGGUGUCGUGGUUUCAGUCAUUGAGAGUGAAAUGACAGCAUUAUCAAAUGGCCCUACCAAGUAAACGAACUGUUCUGGAACCAUAGCUUUGUGACGUCACACUAUUCGUCAGAGACGGUUUGCGCCACAUCAGCGUUCUCUACGUUACCAUGAAACAACGUGAGACAAUUGUCUCAGGGUGGAUGUCUCAGAGAAGUGGUAUCAUUUCCUGGGUAUCUUUGAAUUGUAUCAUCACCAAUUAAAUGUAAUCAACCGUAGUGUGUAGCACUGACGUGGUGCUGGUGGGUUCGAAUCCCGGAUUCGCCCUGAUUAUCGUCCAAGGUUUGUCAGCACCGUACCCAUGCACGUGGGUUUCCCCAAGUAAACGUCACUUCGAGUUUUCCUCCCACAAGCUGACACGCAGUGGUAUAACUGGAAUACUGUUCACUGCAGCGUCUGGGGCGGUCGGGUAGCCUCGUGGUUAAAGCGUUCGUUCGUCACGCCGAAGACCCGGGUUCGAUUCCCGACAUGGGUACAAUGUGUGAAGCCCAUUUCUGGUGUCCCCCGCCGUGAUAUUGCUGGAAUACUGCUAGAAACGGCGUAAAACCAUACUCACUGAUUUACUGCGGUGUUAAGCAAAUAUCACUCAUCCCCACUGACUUGGUGUGUCUAUUGGUGAACGCAGGUUUAAAAGCUAUCAUCUGUGACCAAAGACCUGUGGGUACUAAGGUUUAAACGAUAUAUAAAUGGAACAUGUUGAAGCGUUCCGUCAGAUCAUCACUUGUGAAUUAUUAUUCUACACCACCGAUAUGUGGAUAGGAAUAUGCUAAUUGUGAUAUGAAAGUCAUACUAAACAUGUCCUAUGUUUCAUGUAAGGUUUAUAAAACAUAUAUUUACUUCUAGUUAAAUGUUGUUUAAUUUGCAAUAUUUCAAAUGACAAACUGGUCAAAAACAGAUUGAUGGCACGUUUAAAUAACCUUCACCUUGCGUGACCUUUGAUAUAUUUUAGACAUAGUUCAAACGUCUGGGACAAUAGAAUUGUUUGAGUACAAAUUCUCAGCAAUAGGUACAAAAUACACACACAGGAAACGGAGUCACGUGUUUAUCAUGCUUUCCGAGUUCAGGACAGGGAAGGUACCACGUGACCGAAGAUUUCAUGAUAUGGAAGAUUGCGGGUCUAUAUAGUGCAGUGUUUUCAUACUAAAUGUACAAUAUCGUUAUUCAUAUCCUGACAUUUACGCCUCUGGGUCAUGUGUAUUUGAUUGUGUGGAAUAGUACUGUCUCAACUUAUCGUCUUCAUCCUGUGGAAACGGUGCCGUAUGAUUUGUGUCCUUUAAAAAUAGAAAUUAAUUGCUUCCCACUUUCAACAUACAUAUAUAAAACACGAUGCUAUAUUUCGUAAAUUAUUAAAUUAAUUUAAUAAAAGGUAUCGUUAGAUUGGAAUCAUACAUUUGUCAUAUUAGGUACUGUUAAAUUGAUUUAAUUGAUUUAAUGUAUCUUUUGACGAGUAUUCAAAAUUAUUGCUUGGUGAAAUUAGUAGAACAAUCUUGAUGAAUGGGAUGUUGUCACUGUGUGCUGAAGGCAUUACACAACGCCCUGUGACAUGUAAAAUUGUCGUACACGAACGUAUGUUGCACAUUGAAUCGUAGUUACUGUAAUGUACACAAGUACAUGGUGUUUUAGUCAGUUCAUGGUACACCGUAAUCUAUCACCUGCACAUCUCGAUUAAUAAUUAUUUUAUCUUUUCGUGGAUGUGGGAUUUUUUACUGUCCAACUACGACAUUGAAAGAGUAACAGGUUGUCUAAAAUACUUUGAAGAGUCGCGUCCCUUAGACGUGCAAGGAUCCGUGGUUGUGGUUUCAAACAUCAUACCCGUAUUCGAUGUUAUUUCCAAAGUGAAAGAUGUAUAAGACCGUAUCAAUUUCGGGCUUUUUCUCCAAAUCAAUAUCACCUUGUCUUCAAAUUUUUGGCCAGACUGAUGAAAAAGGAGGAAUAAGUUAUUCCUUGCCCUGGUAUCAGUGCAGAGGAGUGAAGUAUACAUUGAUAACCGAAACUUACAUGGAACGCUUGAGGCUAAUGUAAAGAGUUGCGUCCCUUAGUCGCGCCAGAACCCAGUGGUCGUUUCAUUUCAGACAAAUGUGACUGUUUCAUUCACAAGACCUCUUUCACAUACCAAAUGCGGCAACGCAAAGCUGAGAGAACUAAAUGACUCAAAUGCUGAUCCAAGUUAUAUGAAAAGUGCCCAGCUGCACAGGUUACGGAUGGAAACCCGGAAACAGAUAUUGUUUCUGUACGCAUGCGUUGAUGGUGUACCCUGGUCAGUGACGUAAUGAGUUUUGUAUAAUUGUAACCACCAUUAUGAUCAUAUUUGUUUGCGACAUCAAGCUGUUCCGCACACUGCAGUGAAAAUCUAAUGUGCCUAAAGGAGCUGACCUUCACCUCUGCGCAAGGUUCAAGGUUUACGUCUUUGCUGUCGCCUAGUUUGUGUAUAUAACAUGAUAUAAUGCUGAACACAGUUACAUUGUAACAUUGUUACACAAAGCCUAUUCCUUUAAAACAAUGAAGGUUACGCCCAGGUCAUGUACAAGAUGUUGUGCUUUUUGUAUCUUUGAACGAUGUGUUUGUUAAGUGGCACCAAAUGUUGUGUUCAAGGACAUGCUGUAACCCUUGGUAUUUAACAGACAUGCUGGAACGCCUGUUGAUUAAGGACGAGAUGUAAAGCCAAUUUGUCCAAGGAUAUACUGUAACACCUGUUUGUUCAAGGACGUGGUGUUACGACAGCUUGCUCAAGGGCGUGAUGUUACGACUUCUUGUUCAAGGACAUACAAUAACACCUGUUUGUUCAAGGACGUGCUGUAACGCCUGUUUGUCCAAGGACGCGCUGUAACGCCUGUUUGUCCAAGGACGCGCUGUAACGCCUGUUUGUCCAAGGGCGUGCUGCAACGACUGUUUGUCCAAGGACAUGUUGUAAAGCAUUCUUGUCAAGGCAUAUGUUGUAACGCUAACACCUUGUAACUAUGUAUCUACAGAAUCUUUCACAUAUUUGGACUGUAAAUUUUUAUCAUUUUCAAUUUUAUAUUUGUGUUGUCUCGUUAAUUACUGACAUUUUUAUACUUUUGUGAUAUCUGGAUAUGUUGCUGUGGAAGAAAUACACUGUACUAUUAUUGUC
This is a messenger RNA of Haliotis rufescens (red abalone), 4093 nucleotides long. RefSeq names its product globin-like. Lineage: Eukaryota; Metazoa; Mollusca; Gastropoda; Lepetellida; Haliotidae. Gene Ontology annotation, molecular function: oxygen binding; heme binding. Bases 464 to 1009 code for a protein of 181 amino acids. The transcript is spliced from 4 exons. The record is from RefSeq and is a predicted model, not a curated record.